GAUUUUUUGGCCCACCAACUGAAAAAGGUAAAACUUUUCUUCCGUAAACUGGCCACUCUCUGUUGCUGUUGUUUUCCUUUCAAAUUUAAAGACAUGUCGUAAUCCAAAACGACUGGAAACCACAUAGGCCGGCAACCAAAUUCCCAGUGCAGGCAUUUUCGGAAGAAGGCUCCAGACUCAGAUCAGCACGCAGACAUGUCAACCGCAUCGCGGUUAACUUUGGCCAUGGCGGUGUCUGUAUCCACGGCGAUCAUAGGUUAUGUGCACUAUAAACAAUCGGCAGAUCGGCUGAGACUUCACGAUGGUGUAUUAAGGGAUGUUGAACAGCAGCAACGGCGAAAACACGAGAACACCUAUACGUUGCAGCAGCAAAUUGACAUCACGAAGCAUUUAAAGGCCAGGGAAGCGUCCAGCAACCCAUCCGAUACUCCCGUACCCGCAUUGGAGACCCCCUCAGAAAGUAAUAUCCAAGAGGAGAUAGAAACAAAUCCCACGCCGUCGCCGAAUGUCCUCGGAACCGGGCUCCAGCCGCAUCCUGAACAGGCAAUAACCGGAGAUGUUCCGCUUUCUGAAUCUGUCAAUCAAGAAGCUCCCAGCCCGACAUCAGACAUAGCUUAAGCACCAUAAUGCAUUUCAUUGUGCGCCAAUAACCAACAAAAGCCUUUUUUUUUUGUAAAAAAGUAUAGCUUUUAAAAGAUUUAAUCGGUUGCCCCUUGAACUAUUUCGUUCGUUUUUUAAAAAAGUGGUUGACCACAGAUUGAUCGGAAAGGACUGAAGGCCUAAUAGCUUAAAAUAUUGAUGAUCCUAAGUGAGAGGUUGUAGAUGAAGAGAAAUAAACUGAUUAUAAGUGAUAA
This is a messenger RNA of Drosophila eugracilis, 854 nucleotides long. RefSeq lists its product as uncharacterized. The record is from RefSeq and is a predicted model, not a curated record. Gene Ontology annotation, cellular component: mitochondrion. The coding region runs from base 196 to 618 and encodes 140 amino acids. Gene Ontology annotation, biological process: mitochondrial respiratory chain complex IV assembly. The transcript is spliced from 2 exons. NCBI's taxonomy places the organism in Eukaryota, Metazoa, Arthropoda, Insecta, Diptera, Drosophilidae.